AUGUCUCCAUCCAAAUGGGUUGACUCGUCCAGACUUCCGCGGGACGACCCAUGGAGACAGAUGCUGAGCUUGUACAUGAUCACUUGCAUUUUCGGCACCUUGCUCUACUUCAUUUUUGCGACGGCAUCGUAUUACCUCGUCUUCGACCAUGCUACGUUUAAUCACCCCAAAUACCUGAAGAACCAGGUUUCCCUGGAGAUUCGCCAGUCUCUCGCCUCUAUACCAGGAAUGGCUCUCCUCACGGCACCCUGCUUUUGGCUGGAAGUGCGCGGAUACUCCAAGAUGUACGACACUACAGCCGACGGGCCUGGCCUCUGGUACAACUACUUCCAGUUCCCACUGUUCCUCAUGUUCACCGACUGCGGCAUCUACUACAUCCACCGCGGCCUGCACCAUCCCCGAAUCUACAAGCACAUGCACAAGGCCCAUCAUAAGUGGAUCAUGCCGACGCCCUUCGCCGCCAUUGCCUUCCACCCGGUUGACGGCUUUGCCCAGUCGCUACCCUACCACCUCUUCCCGUUGAUCUUCCCUCUUCAGAAGUGGGCGUAUGUGCUGCUCUUCACCUUCAUUCAGAUCUGGACGAUCAUGAUCCACGACGGAGAGUACGUCGCCAACAACCCGGUCAUCAACGGCGCCGCGUGCCACAGCAUCCACCACUCGGCCUUCUCCUACAACUACGGCCAGUUCACCACCCUCUGGGACCGUCUGGGCGGAAGCUAUCGUAAGCCGGACCCGGAGCUGUUUGAGAAGGAGAAGAAGAUGUCCAGGGAGCUGUGGGCCAAGCACUCGGAAGAGACUGACCAGAUCAUCAAGAAUGUGGAGGGCGACGACGACAGGUCGUAUCUGCCCGAUGCAAAGACCAAGAAAUCCCAGUGA
Molecule: messenger RNA, 876 nt
Organism: Phaeoacremonium minimum UCRPA7
Lineage: Eukaryota; Fungi; Ascomycota; Sordariomycetes; Togniniales; Togniniaceae
Product: putative c-5 sterol desaturase protein
Exons: 2
Coding region: 1-876 (291 amino acids)
Biological process (GO): lipid biosynthetic process
Molecular function (GO): iron ion binding; oxidoreductase activity
Source: RefSeq, a predicted model, not a curated record